AUGGAAAUCUCAGAGCGUCCUCUCUCUAUUGAGAGCUUCUCCAAGAGCUGGUUGAUCAACAUAAGGGAAUCCUCUUUCGAUGAUUCCCUGGUCGACGACGAUCCUUACGAUGAAACUACUACUGCGGCUUUCAUAGAAUUAGAUCCCAACAACAACUGGACUCCUUCCAAGAGAUUCCUAUCAGUCCCACAUGAUUUCAGCUUCGAUUCCAAUUUUGCAAGCUCUCCUCUGUUCGUCGUUUAUGCCGAUGAACUCUUCUCCAAUGGCCUCGUUAUGCCUAUCUUCAUCAACCCAUCAAAGAUUGAAGCCUCGACCGACUUUAUCGCAGAAUCAUCACCACCACCACCACCACCUACGGCUAUUUCCAUUUCCAUCUCUGCAAAGGAAUCAUCCACUGGAGGUUUGAUUUUGUCACAUGGAAAUGGGAAGAUGGAAUUGUCAUUCCUGAGAAGGUACAUGAGAUCGUCUAAGAGGAUUUUCCACAAAUACGUGAGUUUCGUCAAGCCUCUGUACCAGAAGUUUCGGGGCUCCUCAAGGGUUUGUAGGAGUGAAACAGAGUCCAUUGACAGAAUCUGGGGGAGUUCGUAUUGUUCAACCACUGAUCAAUGGUGUGAUAUUGACGAAGCUGUUCUCCAUUGCAAGAAAUCGUUUGGUACGUAA
Telopea speciosissima is the source of this 660-nucleotide messenger RNA. RefSeq names its product probable membrane-associated kinase regulator 6. NCBI's taxonomy places the organism in Eukaryota, Viridiplantae, Streptophyta, Magnoliopsida, Proteales, Proteaceae. The transcript has a single exon. The record is from RefSeq and is a predicted model, not a curated record. Bases 1 to 660 code for a protein of 219 amino acids.